Molecule: messenger RNA, 1056 nt
Organism: Aspergillus pseudoviridinutans
Lineage: Eukaryota; Fungi; Ascomycota; Eurotiomycetes; Eurotiales; Aspergillaceae
Exons: 2
Coding region: 1-1056 (351 amino acids)
Source: RefSeq, a predicted model, not a curated record
AUGGACAAAACGACGGUACGCGCAUGGGACCCAACAGCCCCCUCCCUCCUCUGGGCUCACCAGAUCCGCCGCGAGAAUAUCCACCUGGUCAACCAGCUCGACAGCACAAGAGCAGAUCUCGCCGGCGCCAUCUCAACGAUCAACGAACUGAAGCAGCAACUGAACGAAUUACGAGAACGCGCACAGACAGCUGACACCAGCCAUGAUACGUGCGACCGGAAGCUGCAGGACAUUACAGGCAGAAUUGAGACUAGGUUGGAGGAUAUCUCUAGUCGGAUUGGUUCCCUUGAGCGUGAGAGUCGCCGCUUGAAAGACAAGCUCGAUGGCAUCGAACGGGGAUGCAGUGAAGAUGAAUUGGGGAAGUCGAUACAGAGACGGGUUCUGGAUGAGGUUCGGGUUUGGUUUAUGAGAGAAAAGGAGGUUCUACAAGGUAGAAUGGGAUGUCCACAGGGUGGUGGCUCGAUGGGAGUCAAGCAGGCAUCUCCAGAUCCAGACAUAGUACCCGAUUCAAUGCGUCUGGAGGAGUCUGCUCAAUUCACUCGGAAAGACUCCUUGCGAACUCUCACUGAGACUACGUGGGGAUCCGCGAGCCAUUCGCAACGAUCUUCGAGUCAGGUUGAUCACGACCUGGGGAGAAACCGGAUUCCCGAACACGAUUCGGCUACGCUUCCGCACAUCAGACAAGCCAGGCGAGAUCUCGAAGCGUAUCUUUCGUCCGUUGAGGACGUGCGCGCGCAGUUGCCUCCGCGAAAGAGAGAGGGCGAGGUCGUCGAGGCUUUUGUGCGGGGGCUUGAUGAUGCGGGGACGAGACGUCGAGUGGAAGACAAGAUGGAUAGAGCCGGGUGGUCGUGGGAUACGCUGGCGAAGAUAGUGCGCAACGAGAUUGAAAGGCAGCACAAGCCGGCCCUGGAAGUGAAGCGAGCUGUCAAGGGGGAUGUUGAAGAGCGGGUAGAAGUUAUACAGGCUCCUGGUGAAGCCCACAUGUCCAGACCACGUAAGAAGCAAAGGAGGUUCAUUCCAAUUGUGCCAGCAGAUGAAGAUGAUUUGAUAGUGUAA